AUGGAUCCGCCACAGACUUUCAACCAGUCUUUCAGUAUCACGGAACUCGUGCCGUUCGAUGUGGCACAAGACAACAUGUCCGAUUACAGUGAUCUUGUGGGAAUAUUUCGAGCAUACGUAUCUCCAAUUGUGGCCAUUUUCGGUCUGUUGGGCAGUGUUUUUAUCAUAGUUGUGUUUGCUCAGGAACAUCCUCGAACACGAUUCUCGAUAUAUGCGAUUUGUCUGGCUAUAUCGAACGGGAUCACACUACUGUUGAACACAAUUGUGGAUGAUUUUAUGGGACGCGGAUUGUACUACGCGACCAACCGUCAGUCGUAUUUCAAAUUAGAUGCCACUUCGCAAUUGGGAUGCAAACUAGUUGAGUACAUCUCGAACUCUAUGUAUUUUGCCACCUCGUACAUCAUUGUCGUAUUCACACUGGAUCGUCUAUGCACUANAUAUUCUAUUCCAUCUAUCAUCGUCGAUGGGCUACUGGGAUUUGUUUGGUGA
This is a messenger RNA of Echinostoma caproni, 489 nucleotides long. The record is from the annotation of a GenBank genome assembly. NCBI's taxonomy places the organism in Eukaryota, Metazoa, Platyhelminthes, Trematoda, Plagiorchiida, Echinostomatidae.